Carassius gibelio (silver crucian carp) is the source of this 2352-nucleotide messenger RNA. Its product is annotated as chitin synthase chs-2-like. Gene Ontology annotation, molecular function: chitin synthase activity. The record is from RefSeq and is a predicted model, not a curated record. NCBI's taxonomy places the organism in Eukaryota, Metazoa, Chordata, Actinopteri, Cypriniformes, Cyprinidae. Bases 1 to 2352 code for a protein of 783 amino acids. The transcript is spliced from 14 exons. Gene Ontology annotation, cellular component: cell periphery; cell septum.
AUGCCUUCCUGGGAAGGUGUUUUGGGCACGUCCCACUGGGAGGAGGCCCCGGGAAAGACUGAGGACAUGCUGGAGUGUCUCGGCUGGCCUGGGAACGCCUCGGUUCUGGGUUGUGAGUUCCUGGUAGGACUGGGAGCUGCAGUUCUAACAAUAGUAGCCAUGCCACACUUUGACAUUGUCACCAAUGUGAUGAUUCUAAACAGUGUGAGCAUCCUGUCCGCAGUGUUCCAGGUGGUCGCUGAUUGCCUUGCCAAAGAGAGAAAGUGGCUCAUAAUGGUCCCUGAAAUUUCCAGAGACAUUGCUCAGUCCCGUAACAUGGUCAGCAUCAUCUCUAGUUUGAUAAGAAUCCUGAUUACGUCAGCUGUGAUUGCAGGUUAUGUUCCUCUAUCAGGUCAGGAAUGGAAAUCGACAGGAGGACUGGCCUGUUUGGGCUGCUCUGCUCUGAGCUGGUGGCUUGGACUCAUACUCAGUACAAUUUACAUCUGGUACCUGAAGAUCCAUCGAAUAGAAAGAACCCAAGAUCUGUUUGUGCGACCUAUGUAUGAAGGAGCAUUUAUGGAACAGUCUAUGUUGCUAAACACUCGUUUUGAAAUCAGAAAGAGAAUCAAGGAGAGACGGAGUGCAAAAGAAACCAUCAGAGUGUUUCUGUGUGCAACGAUGUGGCAUGAGAGCUAUGAUGAAAUGAUGAAGAUGAUCAUCUCUAUGUUCAGACUUGAUAAAUACAGUCCCAAACACAAAAACAGCGAUGUCCAGUUUGAAUUCCAUAUUUAUUUUGAUGAUGCUUUCAAGGAUGUUGAUAAUGGAAGGCAUGCAAAUGAAUAUGCUGAAAGUAUUGUGGAUGUCAUCAAAGAAGUCUACACCAUUUUCAGUGAAGAAGACCGAUCCAUAUUCAAGCAGAAGGCAGCACUACCACCCCAGAAGAUCAUAAACACCCCUUAUGGGGGGCGGCUGGAAUACACCCUCCCUAAAGGCAAUCUGAUGAUGAUUCAUUUCAAAGACAAGACACUUAUCCGUCACAAAAAAAGAUGGUCUCAGAUAAUGUACUUGUAUUACAUUCUUGGCUGGAGACUUAACAGACAGUACUUCAAAGAGUUUGAGGAAGGUAAACAACUGGAAUCCAUUGAGGAGAGACAGAAGAAAGAAAGGGAGAACAUGUAUAUCUUGGCCCUGGAUGGGGACACUGAUUUCCAGCCAUCUGCAGUCAUGCUGUUAAUCGACAGACUUAAACUCUACCCAGAGGUUGGGGCUGCCUGUGGCAGGAUUCAUCCAACAGGCACAGGGCCCAUGGUGUGGUAUCAGAAGUUUGAAUAUGCAGUAGGCCACUGGCUACAAAAGACUGCAGAGCACGUGUUCGGCUGUGUACUGUGCAGUCCUGGAUGUUUCAGUCUUUUUAGAGGAGCCGCACUCAUGGACGACAAUGUCAUGAAGAGAUACACAACCAAAGCCAAUGAAGCCAGCCAAUACGUCCAGUGUGAUCAAGGUGAGGACCGCUGGUUGUGCACUCUGCUGCUGCAGCAGGGCUGGAGGGUGGAGUAUAACGCAGCAUCUGAUGCAUACACCAAAGCUCCACAGGAAUUUAAAGAGUUUUACAACCAGCGCAGACGCUGGGGACCCUCUACCUUGGCCAACACCAUUGACCUCUUGGGUUCAGGAGAACUGACCUCUCAGAGGAACAGCUCUAUCUCAAAACCUUACAUCUUGUACCAGAUUAUCAACACUGCCGCUUCCAUCCUGGGCCCUGCCACUGUCUGUCUCAUGAUAUCAGGAAGCUUUGUGUUCAUCUUUAAUAUGAAUGCAAAUCUAGCCCUUAUUUUGGGCAUAGUUCCUCCUACUGUGUUCCUCAUCCUGUGCUUCAAACUGAAAUCUGACACACAGAUUACAAUUGCAGCAAUCAUGAGUGUACUCUAUGCAUUUCUCAUGGUGGGAACAAUUCUCUCAAUCAUAGGUGAUCUAUUGAGACAACAGACAUUUGUGACUCCCAGUGGUAUGUUCCUCAUUGGCAUAGUGGCUUUGUACCUCAUCACGGCAGCUUUACACCCCCAGGAGUUCCCACUGGUCAUCUAUGGACUGGUAUAUUUCCUCUGCAUUCCCAGUGGGUAUCUACUCUUAAUUAUUUACUCCAUAGUCAACAUGAACAAUGUCACAUGGGGCACCCGUGAAUCCGGCAGCAAGGCUAAAGCUACAGCAGUCAAUACCAUCAAGAAGAGGUUCAUGAAUUCCAUAUGCUGGAAAUGUCCAUGCUUGGAAUCUGAAGAUCAGAUUGAGGAGAUACUGCCAACAGAAACCAUAACACAGAGGGAACACGAGUUUCAGCUUAGUCCUCAUCAAAGUAAGUAUGACUUCCAUACUUAA